AUGGGUACUCUACUCAAGACCCACAACAAGCUCCAAUUUCUGCCCCCAAUCCACUUUUUCUCCGAUAAAGUUACCCCCUUUACCUCAUUAAAACCUCACAAAAAACCCCACAAAGGUGUUUGUUCAAAUGCCAGCUCGAGUGCCCUUCUCGAGCUCGUGCCCGAAACCAAGAAAGAAAACCUCGAAUUCGAGCUCCCCAUAUACGACCCCUCCAAAAGCCCCGUGGUAGAUCUAGCUGUCGUGGGCGGCGGGCCCGCCGGGCUUGCCGUGGCCCAACAAGUCUCCGAGGCUGGCCUAUCCGUCUGCUCGAUAGACCCCUCUCCAAAACUCAUAUGGCCCAACAAUUACGGCGUGUGGGUCGAUGAAUUUGAGGCGAUGGACUUGCUCGACUGUCUCGACACCACUUGGACGGGCGCCGUCGUGUAUAUAAACGAGAAAUCGACCAAAGACCUCGACCGGCCGUACGGGAGGGUUAACCGUAAACAGCUAAAGUCGAAAAUGAUGCAAAAAUGCAUCUCGAACGGGGUGAAAUUUCACCAAGCUAAAGUCUUGAAGGUGAUUCAUGAAGAAUUUAAGUCCCUUUUGAUAUGUAAUGAUGGGGUCACUAUUCAAGCAGCUGUAGUUCUUGAUGCAACCGGUUUUUCGAGAUGCUUGGUGAAGUACGAUAAGCCAUACAAUCCCGGUUAUCAAGUGGCGUACGGGAUUUUAGCAGAAGUCGAGGAACACCCGUACGAUUUGGACAAAAUGGUUUUCAUGGACUGGCGAGACUCGCACCUCGACGGAAAUAACGAGCUCAAAGAGAGGAACCGAAAGAUUCCGACUUUUUUAUACGCGAUGCCCUUUUCGUCACAAAAGAUAUUUUUGGAAGAAACUUCUCUCGUGGCCCGUCCGGGCCUAUCCAUGAACGAUAUCCAAGAAAGGAUGGUGGCCCGGUUGAGGCAUUUGGGCAUAAAAGUGAAAAGCAUCGAGGAGGACGAACGCUGUGUAAUCCCGAUGGGGGGCCCUCUCCCGGUUUUGCCUCAGAGGGUGAUCGGGAUUGGGGGCACGGCUGGUAUGGUGCACCCUUCCACAGGGUAUAUGGUUGCUAGGACUUUAGCGGCUGCCCCAAUUGUCGCGAGUGCUAUCGUCCGGUACUUGGAUAAAAGCAGGGGCAUUUUGGGAAAUGAGCUCUCGGCUGAGGUUUGGAAGGAUUUGUGGCCGAUCGAGAGGAGAAGGCAGAGGGAGUUUUUCUGUUUCGGGAUGGAUAUUCUGCUGAAGCUCGAUUUGGACUCGACGAGGAGGUUUUUCGACGCGUUCUUCGACUUGGAACCUCGGUAUUGGCACGGGUUUUUGUCGUCUAGGCUUUUUCUUCCCGAGCUUGUACUUUUUGGGCUCUCGCUUUUCGGGCACGCGUCGAAUGCGUCUCGGUUGGAGAUUAUGGCCAAAGGUACGGUUCCUUUGGUACGUAUGAUCAAUAACUUGUUACGGGAUAAACAAUGA
This is a messenger RNA of Striga hermonthica, 1479 nucleotides long. The record is from the annotation of a GenBank genome assembly. Lineage: Eukaryota; Viridiplantae; Streptophyta; Magnoliopsida; Lamiales; Orobanchaceae.